UGGGCAUGCCUUGCGAUACAGAUCAUGAUAGGGCCGAUAAGUCACGUCGCCUGGAUUUUGCUCUUCUGCCUGAGGAAAUUCUGUGCGCAAUUGCUCAGUCCGCGGCAAGGUGCAGAUGCAGUGUGGUGGCUAUGCGCAGCGUUUGCCGCUCCUGGAGAUCCGCAGUUCCUGCUCCUACCUGAGCGCCGUUGCUGAUUCUGUCUUCUGUGAGAUCUGACCAGCCAAUGGUCUUCUUGGCUGUGGUGGCAGGUUCAUUGCAGCUUCAGCAGAACCCUUUGUUCUUUCCACCAAGAGGUUCCCGAUGCUGGGGAAGCUGCAAUGGACUGCUCAGCCUUCGUGUAGCAGCAAGAACUGGAUUGACCCUCUGCCCCAACUGUGGACUGAGUUAUUCUUUGCCGGAGGUAGACGAGAACAUUGAUCUGAACAACUUCUGUGAGACCCGUCAGUUGGUCUGUACUUUUCCCGCAAAUCAUCCAGCAACAACAUGGUGGACGAAACUAGGUGAUGAACAGCAUUGGACAGGAUUUAACCAUGGAUUUGGAGUAUCUCCCAAAUCAAUAUAUUGGGACAAUGAGGAGAAUGCGGCAUGCAUUGCUUCUGCACCCUCUAGUUUGAUUGUGGACACCGUCUUUGAGCAGCGUGUACUACCUACAUCGGAUGAACUGCAGCAAGAACUUGAUGACCUGGGCAUUGAGCUUGAGUAUCCGGCGGCGCACGUCAUUCACAUUAUCCUUGAAGAAGACCCUUUGCUGGAGUUAUGGAACAAAAGAGGACAUCAUGUGUUCCGUGUUGAAGAGGAUAUAUAUAUGUGCAUCUUAUUGAGGAACACAGAAAACAAUAGCAUACAUGCUCGUCUGUAUGUCCUCAAUGUGGAUGAAGAAGCCUCCAUGAUACCAGCUGGUGACAUCGGAAAUAACGCGCUAUUCCUAGGAGCAAAUCAGGCGUUCGUACAGCUGCCAAUCAGAAUUUGCUUCCCAAUACUGCUUAUGUGGUUGACGAUGACGGUGCAGUUCGAGCCCCCCAGGUAGUAAGAAUCAACUUUGCCACUGGGCAACAUACGGUCAUGGAGUACCCAGCAAACAUUGGACCAGUAAACUCAUACAUGUCGCCCAGUUGGAUCGAGCCACUGCCAGCUGGUCAUUGCAACUAGAUCACUUGUCGUCGACCUGCCAGCAGCGGCUACGGCGAGACCCCAGCCUAUGAUGUGCUGCGACACCCGAAUGUUGAUGCGGAGUAGAGCAAGAUCAGAGCAGGAGUCCUUUCAGUUCACCUCUUCUUGAGUGUCAUCACCCUGGACACAAUGACAGCAGAACUGGAGCCUACUUUUGCAUGUAGAUAGAUAUGGGUUCAGAAAACUCAGCAGCCCUCGUGCUUCUUCUGCUAGCUAAACUUGCUCCGACCUCCUGACAGGACAGGGGGAACCCCUGUCUGUCUGUUUUGGCUCCGCUCUCCUUUUGGAUGAUGGAUGCAUUUUGCAUUAAUGGAGAAUGCAGUGGUUCUUGCACUGAGAUGAUGGUCCUGUAUUUCUUUUAGAUGAU
Messenger RNA from Triticum dicoccoides, 1538 nucleotides. RefSeq lists its product as uncharacterized. The transcript has 2 exons. The coding region runs from base 225 to 1028 and encodes 267 amino acids. Lineage: Eukaryota; Viridiplantae; Streptophyta; Magnoliopsida; Poales; Poaceae. The record is from RefSeq and is a predicted model, not a curated record.